AUGUCCCUGGGCGAGUACGAGCGGCACUGCGACUCCAUCAACUCCGACUUCGGCAGCGAGUCCUCGGGCCGGGGCGGGCCCCGCGCGGGCCCCAGCCUGGGCGCCGAGCAGGAGGAGCUGCACUACGCCCCCAUCCGCAUCCUGGGCCGCGGCGCCUUCGGGGAGGCCACUCUCUACCGCCGGACCGAGGAUGACUCGCUUGUGGUGUGGAAGGAGGUGGAUCUGACCCGACUAUCAGAAAAAGAGCGUCGUGAUGCUUUGAAUGAAAUAGUUAUCCUUGCUCUGUUGCAGCAUGACAACAUCAUUGCCUACUACAAUCAUUUCAUGGAUAACACCACACUGCUGAUCGAGCUGGAAUACUGUAAUGGGGGGAACCUCUACGAUAAGAUCCUGCGGCAGAAAGACAAGUUGUUUGAGGAAGAGAUGGUAGUGUGGUACCUAUUUCAGAUUGCAUCAGCCGUGAGCUGUAUCCAUAGAGCUGGAAUCCUUCACAGAGAUAUAAAGACAUUAAAUAUCUUCCUCACGAAGGCAAACCUGAUUAAGUUGGGAGACUAUGGGUUGGCAAAGAAGCUGAACUCUGAGUACUCCAUGGCUGAGACUCUGGUGGGAACUCCAUACUACAUGUCCCCAGAGCUCUGCCAGGGGGUGAAAUACAACUUCAAAUCUGAUAUCUGGGCUGUGGGCUGUGUUGUCUUUGAGCUUCUCACCCUGAAGAGAACCUUUGAUGCUACAAAUCCCCUAAACCUGUGUGUGAAGAUUGUACAGGGAAAUCGGGCUAUGGAGGUUGAUUCCAGUGUCUAUUCCCUGGAGCUGAUCCAGAUGGUGCACUCCUGCCUCCAUCAGGAUCCUGAGAAGAGGCCAACUGCCGAUGAGCUGCUUGAACAUGUUCUUCUCAGCAAACGCAGGAGGGAGAUGGAGGAGAAAGUCACUCUGCUUAAUGGGCCAACCAAACGACCAAGGUCGAGCACUGUCAGUGAGACACCAAUUGCAGUGGUGACUUCGCGCACUAGUGAGGUGUAUGUUUGGGGGGGUGGGAAGUCCACCCCCCAGAAGCUGGAUGUCAUCAAAAGUGGCUGCAGUGCGCGCCAGGUGUGUGCCGGAAACACUCACUUUGCUGUGGUGACAGUGGAGAAGGAGCUCUACACCUGGGUGAAUAUGCAGGGGGGCACAAAGCUGCAUGGCGAGCUGGGGCAUGGAGACAGAGCUUCAUACCGGCAGCCAAAGCGUGUGGAGAAGUUGCAGGGGAAGGCUAUCCACCAGGUGUCCUGUGGGGAUGACUUUACCGUUUGCAUCACAGAUGAAGGCCAGAUGUAUGCCUUUGGCUCGGACUAUUAUGGCUGCAUGGGUGUUGACAAGGCAUUUGGCUCUGAGGUCCUGGACCCCCUGCAGCUGGACUUCUUCCUCAGCAACCCUGUGGAGCAGGUCUCCUGUGGAGAUAAUCACGUGGCUGUUCUGACCAGAAACAGAGAGGUCUACUCGUGGGGCUGUGGGGAAUAUGGGCGUCUGGGUUUGGAUUCGGAAGAGGAUCACUACACCCCUCAGAAGGUGGAUGUUCCAAAGACCUUGAACAUUGUCUCAGUCCAGUGUGGCUGUGAUGGAACUUUCCUGCUGACCCAGACGGGCAAAGUGCUGGCAUGUGGACUCAACGAGUUCAACAAACUGGGCCUGAACCAAUGCACGUCUGGGAUCAUCAACCAUGAUACCUACUAUGAAGUUCCCUACACCACUUCCCUUACUCUGGCCAAGCAGCUCUCCUUCUACAAGAUCCGCACCAUUGCCCCAGGAAAGACGCACACAGCUUCCAUAGAUGAGCGGGGACGCUUGCUGACCUUCGGCUCCAACAAGUGUGGACAGCUGGGUGUUGGUGACUAUAAGAGGCAUCUGGGAAUUAACCUGCUGGGAGGCCCCCUUGGGGGUAAGCAGGUGAUCAGGGUUUCAUGUGGAGAUGAAUUCACCAUAGCUGCUACUGAUGAUAACCAUAUCUUUGCCUGGGGCAAUGGUGGGAAUGGACGUCUGGCAAUGACACCGACAGAGAGAGCUCAUGGCUCUGAUAUUUGUACUUCAUGGCCUCGGCCCAUUUUUGGGUCCCUGCAUCACGUUCCAGAUCUGUCCUGCCGCGGCUGGCACACCAUUCUCAUUGUUGAAAAGGUGCUGAAUUCCAAAACCAUCCGAUCCAACAGUAGUGGCUUGUCCAUCGGUACUGUGGCUCAGAGCUCCACGACUGGUGGAGGAGAGGAGGAGGAAAAUGAACGGGAAUUUGAAACCCCUGAUCCAAGUGGAGGCUUUCGGGGAACCAUGGAAGCCGAUCGUGGAAUGGGGGGCUGGAUCAGUGCAACAGAGGCCAUGGGGGACAGCAAUGCUGACAGCAGCUCCUGCCCUGGCUGGCUGCGUAAGGAACUGGAGAAUGCUGAAUUCAUCCCCAUGCCUGACAGCCCAUUUCCUAUGAGCACAGACUCUUCAGAGCCUGAAAAGGAGACUCUUCCCUAUCAGGAACUGCAAGGACUCAAAGUGGCCUCUGAUGCUCCUGCUGAAUUCAACAAGCCCAAGACAGAGCCCCAGCAAAUGUGUUCAGCUCCAGCCCUGCCUUAUAUGGAGGGAAAGGCAGCAUCUCCAGUUUCAGCCUGUGUGUGCAACACUUUGCAAACUGAGGUGGAGCGGUUGCAGGGCUUGGUGUUACAGUGUCUGGCUGAUCAACAGAAGCUGCAGCAGGAAACCAGUCGUCUCAGUGCCCAGCUCCAGAGGUUCUGCAGGGGGACGGAGGGAAUGCAGCAGCUGCAGGCUCAUUCCAAAGGAACCCAGACAGUCAAAGAAGAGAUGGAAACGGAUCCAAAAACUGACUUGGAUUCAGAUUCCUGGUGUCUCUUGGGAACGGACUCAUGCCGCUCCAGCCUCUAG
Molecule: messenger RNA, 2895 nt
Organism: Emys orbicularis (European pond turtle)
Lineage: Eukaryota; Metazoa; Chordata; Testudines; Emydidae
Gene: NEK9
Product: NIMA related kinase 9
Exons: 22
Coding region: 1-2895 (964 amino acids)
Biological process (GO): protein phosphorylation
Cellular component (GO): centrosome
Molecular function (GO): protein kinase activity; ATP binding; protein kinase binding
Source: RefSeq, a predicted model, not a curated record